Hypanus sabinus (Atlantic stingray) is the source of this 1931-nucleotide messenger RNA. It is a transcript of the gene rnf146, whose product is annotated as ring finger protein 146. Bases 212 to 1282 code for a protein of 356 amino acids. Gene Ontology annotation, cellular component: cytoplasm; nucleus. The record is from RefSeq and is a predicted model, not a curated record. Gene Ontology annotation, molecular function: poly-ADP-D-ribose binding; ubiquitin protein ligase activity; zinc ion binding. Gene Ontology annotation, biological process: Wnt signaling pathway; ubiquitin-dependent protein catabolic process. The transcript has 3 exons. NCBI's taxonomy places the organism in Eukaryota, Metazoa, Chordata, Chondrichthyes, Myliobatiformes, Dasyatidae.
GUGCGGACAUCGCGACAACGCCGCAAAGUGCGCGGCGGCGGCAGCGGAGUUAGGCCGGCGACAGGCGGGCGUUUAGUUUGGCUUGGUGUGAUAGAGCGGGCACCGUGGCGGAGCGGCCCUGGCUCUGACCUCUGAAGACAAGCAUGGCAUAUAUGUGUUCUUCACUCUAGGACCAGAGAGCCCAGCCUCAGAGGGGCGUCCAUUAGAACAGAUGAGGAAAAAUGUCUUCAACCUGAGGAUGGCUAGCUGCGGGAACAUUGAUCACGCAUCAAACAUGCUUCCAGGAGGACGGAAGUUAAGUGACUCCUGCACAAGCACAACACCAACCCUGACUGUACCAGAAUGUGCUAUUUGCCUGCAGACUUGUGUUCACCCUGUGAAACUGCCAUGCAAACAUAUCUUCUGUUUCCUGUGUGUGAAAGGAGCAUCGUGGCAGAGCAGGCGGUGUGCCCUUUGUCGGCAGGAAAUCCCCGAAGACUUCCUAGACAAACCUGCUUUGCUGUCCCCUGAAGAGCUGAAGGCAGCGAGCCGGGGCAAUGGCGAGUACGCCUGGUACUACGAAGGCACGAAUGGCUGGUGGCAGUACGACGAACGCACAAGCACGGAGCUGGAGGAUGCUCAUAUAAAAGGCAAGAAGACGAUCGAGAUGCUGAUCGCUGGGUAUUUGUAUGUGGCAGACUUGGAGAACAUGAUUCAGUUCCGGCGUAAUGAGCACGGCCGGCGCAGAAAGAUGAAACGAGAUGUCGCAGAUAUUCCCAAGAAGGGAGUAGCAGGUCUCCGGUUAGACUGUGAUUCCAGUUCGCUGAGUUCAGAAAGGGAGAAUUCUGCCGAUGGAGCAGAUAGUACCGCCGGUGUCGGUUCUGCGCCAGCGUCAACGCAGCCUUCAGCCAGACAGGCACCCUCCCUAGCUGACCAGCCAGAGAGCCCACUCACACCUUCCCCGGAUGUCAAUGUGCAGCUUGUGAACUCACUCGCUCAACUGCAGCUCAGUAGCCACAGGAUGAGUCGGAAUCACAGAGGUGAGGGGGAGGAGCACAGUGCGGCCAGGGUGUCGUAUGAUAACACAGAGUCGGCCACAAGCACUGACGCAGAGGACGAGAAUGCCGGCCUGCUCCAGGAAUCCACAGCCAUUGCCCUCAGUGGGCAAAUACUUGUUUCUCCAACCAAUGAGCGGGAGAAUGAGAUACCAGGAGGUGAGCCAUCCCCAGAAGGAGCAACAAGCAAUGGUCUCAGAGCCAGGGAGCAGCACCCUGAUGGACAGUGCACUGUGACAGAAGUCUAGACAUUUUCAACUUCAAUUCUUUAAAGAACUUAAGGGCAAAUGAGGAAUGUAGAAUUUCUCAGCCAGAAUUGCACUCGUUUAAAAUCAGAACUAAUUUUUAAUUUCCAUCAUUUGGGCAAGAUAGCCUUUUUCUUUUUUGCAAUUUGUAGGUUUCUUUAUGUAGAAGUUGCACGUGAUUGUGGUAACAUUAAAUUUACUUUUAUGUUUUAAUAUUUGUGUUGAAUUUCAAAAUGACUCACUCCCUUUGCAUGUGGUGUGUUAAAUGUGACAUCUGAGCUCAUCGCAAGCACCAGUUGUGCUGGAGGCCUUUCAUUCUCCUUUGUAAAACGCCUCUUGUGAAUAAAAGUCAUUUUCCUGUGAGAAUUAACUGGUUCUAAUCAGACAAAGGAAUUUGGGUUUUAUCUCAUUAUGUAGCCAAAGCUAGAAUCAUUGUUUUCCCUCUUGUUUUGUUUAAUUUAGUUAGAAGAUACAUGACUACAAUUCCCUUAAAAUAUAAUUGUAAUUGAGGCUGGUAAUAGAUGUACAAAUAAUACUGUGUACAUGGUUGAUAUUCAAGUGAAGUGUUAGACAAGUAGAAACAAGUAGUUGAAUUCAAGUUUACAUGAUUCUGACUACAAUAACAGUCAAAUAAAGCUGAAGGUUUUUCUUA